AUGGUGGUGCACAUUGAGGGUAGACUGGUAGGUCUGAGAUUGGUUGCUGCUGGCCCGGUCGGGCGGUACGAAGCUGCUGCGCUUCCCGCAAAAUAUGUUGUCCUUGACAAGGAGGGCAUCCCACCCGACCAGCAGCGUCUCAUCUUCGCCGGCAAGCAGCUCGAAGACGGUCGCACCCUCUCCGACUAUAACAUCCAGAAGGAGUCGACUCUUCACUUGGUCCUUCGUCUGCGUGGCGGUGGCAAGAAGCGCAAGAAGAAGGUCUACACCACCCCGAAGAAGAUCAAGCACAAGCGCAAGAAGACAAAGCUGGCUGUGCUCAAGUACUACAAGGUCGACGGUGAUGGAAAGAUCGAGCGCCUGCGUCGCGAGUGCCCAACCAAGGAGUGUGGCGCUGGUGUCUUCAUGGCUGCCAUGCACAAUCGCCAGUACUGCGGCAAAUGCCAUCUAACCUACGUCUUCGACGAGUCCAAAUAG
Molecule: messenger RNA, 477 nt
Organism: Cyphellophora attinorum
Lineage: Eukaryota; Fungi; Ascomycota; Eurotiomycetes; Chaetothyriales; Cyphellophoraceae
Product: Ubiquitin-40S ribosomal protein S27a
Exons: 2
Coding region: 1-477 (158 amino acids)
Biological process (GO): protein ubiquitination; translation; modification-dependent protein catabolic process
Cellular component (GO): ribosome; cytoplasm; nucleus
Molecular function (GO): structural constituent of ribosome; ubiquitin protein ligase binding; protein tag activity
Source: RefSeq, a predicted model, not a curated record